AUGGAAAGGUAUAAAUUCAAAGAGUGCAGGCAGCAACAAGGGGAGGAUGUUAAGACUUACCUGGCGAAUCUCAAAAAACUGUCCAAGGAGUGUAAUUUCGGUGCAGGGUUAGAAGAUUACCUGCGCGAUCAGUUUGUCUGGGGUAUUGCGAGUGAGGCAAUUCAGAAGAGGCUACUGGGAGAAAAAGAUCUCUCAUAUCAAAAGGCAUAUGACAUCGCACAGUCCAUGGAGGCAGCAGGCCGUGACGCUGCACGAAUGCAGACGAAAACGGGAGCGGAUGCACUAAACUACAUUAAGGAUAAAAGGCGAGCGACCCAAGGGCAGAAGAAGGGACCAAGCGAGCAAGAGAAAUGUUUUUGCUGCGGAAGGGCUAACCAUCGCAGGUCGGAAUGUCGCUACAAGGACUAUAGAUGCAAACAAUGCGGUAAGGUGGGACACCUUCAGGCGAUGUGCAAAAACAAGGACAAGGAUACCCCCAUUCCCGGAAAUCAAGGUAGGCAGCGUGUUAAAAAAGCAAGUGACGAGCGGCAAGAUUUCGUAGAAGAAGAAGAAGACGGUGAAAUAGGUUCGUUAAGUGAAGUGUGGGACUCAGUUUUUUGCAUGCAUGAGGGGUACGCGUCUGUAAAUAAAAGUAGUGAGCCGUUGUAUGUGAGUGUGAGUGUUGAGGGCAAGCCGUUACGUUUCGAAAUGGACACCGGCUCCCCUAUUUCUGCGAUUUCCGAGAAAAUUUAUAACGAGCAUGUUUUCUUGCGUGAACUGUCGAUGGGUAGUACAAAACGUAUUUUCAAAACAUACCACGAGCAAAGGCUGAUUCCUAUAGGUAUACUUAAUGUAAACGUUAAACGUUUUGAUAAAGCGGUGGAUCUCGAACUUUUUGUUAUGCCAGGUGGCGCGAAAACACCUAUAAUGGGCCGCGAAUGGCUACGUGCGUUAGGAAUAAUAGGAAUUCAAGAUCCUUUUGAUCUCAAUAACAUUGAUAUUAAUUCUGUAAGGGAAAGCAAGGAAUCGAUUAAUACGAUUAUUCAUAGGUUUAGUGAUGUUUUUUCAAAUGAGAUGGGCUUAUACAAGGGUGGAAAGUUUACAUUGCACGUCAAGCCGGAUACCAUUCCUAUAUUCUGUAAAGUGCGGUCUGUGCCUUUUGCGCUGCGUAGUAGGUUAGAAGACAAGAUUCAAAGGUUAGAGAAGGCUAAGAUUAUUGAACCGAUUAAGAGUAGUGAUUGGGCCACCCCGGUAGUUCCAGUACUUAAAUCUAGUGGACAAAUCCGUUUGUGCGGGGACUACAAAAUUUCCUUGAAUCCAAAUUUGAUUGUAGAUAAAUAUCCGAUUCCUCGAGUUGCCGAUAUGUUGUCUAGUUUGGAGGGCGGGAAGUUUUUUUCGAAGCUCGAUUUGGCACAUGCAUAUCAGCAAAUCGAGCUCGAUGAAAAGUCAAAAAAUUUGACCACAGUCACUACACACAAAGGCCUUUAUAGAUAUAACAGACUUCCUUACGGUAUAGCUUCGGCUCCCGGACUUUUUCAGAGAGAAAUGGAAAAGGUUUUAAAUGGAAUGCACGGUGUCUCUGUUUAUUUUGAUGAUGUCUUUAUAUCCGGCAAGACGCAAGAGCAGCACGACAAAAGAUUGCUCGAAGUUUUAAGUCGAUUUCAAAAAACGAAUUUGAAGGUUAAAAUAGGAAAGUGUGAGUUUUCACAAAAUAAAAUCCAAUUCUUAGGUUAUGAACUAACGGAACAAGGCUUAAGUGUUGCAAAAAAUAAGAUUGACGCAAUCCUAAAAAUGAAAACUCCAUCACAUAUUAAAGAAUUGCGGUCUUUUAUCGGUGCUCUUACGUAUAAUGCUAGGUUUAUUAAGAAUUUUGCCAUGUUAAUGAGCCCGUUGUAUAGACUAUUGAAGAAGGAUGUGGAGUGGCACUGGACCCCGGAACACGAUAGGGCUUUUGAAGAGGCCAAAAAUAGAUGA
This is a messenger RNA of Copidosoma floridanum, 1953 nucleotides long. RefSeq lists its product as uncharacterized. NCBI's taxonomy places the organism in Eukaryota, Metazoa, Arthropoda, Insecta, Hymenoptera, Encyrtidae. The record is from RefSeq and is a predicted model, not a curated record.